AUGGCUACCCGUCGUCCCCCAUCUUCGCGUGCGACAUCAAAUCCUAAAGCCAUGGCGCCUCUUCCUCCUAGAUCUCGCUCAGUAAUGUCGAAAUCCGCUCCUUCCACCCGGGCUAAUGAAGAACAGUCCAGCAACGCUGCCACCGGUCAAAAAUCCGCUCGGAAGAACGAGGAGGCGGAUACGAAUAUUAAAGUCGUCAUUCGCUGUCGCAGGCGCUCGGAACGAGAAAUCCAAGACAACUCGCCUAUCAUCGUAACUUCGGAAGGUGCAAAGAGCAGUCAACUUUCUAUCGAAACAGCAUCCCCACAAUCCACCCUUGGCGUCGUGACUCUUCCACCUGUCAGGACGUAUCCUUUUGACUUGGUUUUUGGUCCUGAAGCUGACCAGGCAUUGGUGUACCAUGAGGUUGUGAAUCCUAUGUUAGAGCAGGUUGUAGAGGGCUAUAACUGUACACUGUUUGCAUACGGACAAACAGGAACGGGGAAAACUUACACCAUGCACGGCGACCUCCUACCAACUCCCAUGGGAAACCCCUCUUCCCAUGCUGGUAUGAUACCCCGCGUUUUAUUUCGUUUAUUUCACCACCUCGAGAAAAAAAACACGGACUUCAGCGUGAAGGUAUCCUAUAUCGAGCUCUACAAUGAGGAAUUGCGCGAUCUGUUGGCGUCCGACCUAGCGGCACCCAUCGGAUCCACUCAGCCGAUGGGUUUGGGGUCUAAGGACAAUGGGAAGGCGUUCGACGGCGGGCUGAAGAUCUACGAAGAUUCUAACAAGCGAGGCGUCUUCAUACAAGGCGUUGAAGAGAUUCCCGUCAAGUCUUGUGCAGAUGCGCUUGCCCUUCUAGCUAAAGGCAGUCAUCGACGCCAGAUUGCAGCGACCAAGUUCAACGACCACUCUAGUAGAUCACACUCGAUAUUUACCUUGACAGUGCACACGAAAGACAAUGGUAUCGUUGGAGAAGAUCUACUGAGAGUUGGAAAAUUCAAUUUGGUCGACUUGGCUGGUUCAGAAAACAUUGGACGGUCGGGAGCUGAAAAUAAGAGGGCGAGAGAAGCAGGAAUGAUCAAUCAAAGUCUUUUGACGUUGGGGAGAGUGAUAAAUGCGCUUGUUGAUAAAUCUCAACAUGUCCCUUACAGGGAAUCAAAAUUGACGAGACUACUUCAAGACUCCCUCGGUGGACACACUAAGACGUGUAUCAUUGCCACUAUAUCACCUGCGCGCUCGAAUCUGGAGGAGACUCUUUCUACCCUCGAUUAUGCAAUGCAUGCGAAAUCUAUUAAGAACAAGCCCGAACUCAAUCAGCGAAUGACUCGCAACUCACUACUCAAGGAAUAUAUUGCUGAAAUGGAGCGCCUCAAGUCAGAUCUGCUAGCAGCAAGGGAAAAGAGUGGCAUCUACAUCUCCGAAGAGUCCUGGGCACAGCUCACAACCGAGCAAGAACUCAGACAAACAGAGCUUCAAGAGGCAAAGAAGCAGGUAGAAAUUAUUGAGAACCAGAUGCGGGCCGUACGGGAAGAGUUCGAGCAGAGUAUUGGCCUGUUGAUGAAGCGAGACGCCGAGUUGAAAGAAACCAAAGAGAAACUGGAGGUGACCGAGAGUGAACUGUUUGAGAAGGGCGCAGAAUUACAGGGUGCGAAAGUUGCUUUAGAAGAAGAAAUAUUUGUUCGACAAGCAUUCGAAACGACCGAAGAUGCUCUCGACUCCGUCGCCCACGGCUUGAAACUGGUUGCUCACAAUAGCAUACAGGAUCUUGGUGGCUUGUUUGAUAAACUUCAUCGCAAAAGUUCCGUAUUGGAUUCUAAUUCACAGGCUGUCGAAGUCUAUGGCAAGACCAUUACUUCAGCUGCGGGCAUUCUUUCGUUGAGACUUGACGAGUUCGUUGAGUCUUCCACUACCAAAGCCGCCGCACUGCGACAGAUUGUUCAAGAAUUCGGAGCGAGGGAAACGAUGACCCUCGGUUCACAUGUCAGCGGGAUUGAAAACCAACUUCAGGUCAUAAAUGACGCUUUGCAAUCCAUUCGUGCCCACAAUUCCACAGAGGCUCAAGCCCUCGAGGGUUUUCGGAAGGUCCUUGGGAAAACAUGCGAUGCUCUUCAGACUGGCUCCAAACAGUGGGAAGAGAGCAUGACUGCAAGAAACGAAGAAAUCCAUCAUCAGCUCGAGAGCGCACUGUUGGACAUUUCCUCGGAAUUCGCCAACAGUAUCAAGGUGUUGCAUGCUCUGCUGGAAUCGAUAUUGUCCAGUACCUCAACGUUUGUCGAUUCUCAGCGUGAAUCGAUUCUUACCGUCCAUGCAACUGCGAAUGACGCUGCUCAAGCCGAGAUCGUGCGACUUCGGAAACAGAACCAGGAACUUUUGCAGGUGCUCGAGCAACAAAAGGUCGAGAACGCCAAAGCUAAGGAUAAUCUGAUCCAACGCAUAUCGGGACUGCUGGGGGACUAUGUAGAAGCUCGAGAUCAGGACUUGCGGGCGGCCUUGCUUCCAAUGAGAUACGUCAACGAAGUUGCCAUCGAUUCUAUGGGCUCAUUUUCGGAGCGACAUCAAAUGAUCAUAGACGGCAUGCAAGGCGAGGGCACGGCAUUAAAUCAGCAUCUCGAAAAAACCAAGAAACAAUCCAACGCAAUGACAGAAGAGUCAACUAAGGCGUCCACCGCGGCACGAGAAAGUGUCCAGUUAGACCUUUCCAAUGCUAAACGGAAAAUGUCGAAAGAAAUUCAAUCAUACUCUCGAGAAGUUCAAGCACAAUCACAAGCCAUGUCCUCCUCUUGUACGGAAGCAUUCACGACCUAUUCGAACGCUAAGCGUGCACGAUUGGAGGCUGUAGAAACGACAGCUGGAAAUGUACGAUCAGGUCUCGGUCUUCUGCACCGUGGUCUAAAUACGGUGUCCGGAAGUGUGCAGACAUACGUUGAACACACCACAUCACAUACCAAAGAACUUCAGAAUAUGGCAGAAACCUUUAAGGACGUUGCGAGCACGAGCUUCUCGUCUCUCCAACAAGGCUAUGCAUUAUUGAGGAAGGAGUCCACCAAGCAAGAUGUUCCAACUGGCAGCACACCGCGCAAACGCAAUUGGCAGUACGUCGAUAGUUGGGACUUGACAAAGGAAAGGGAUAUACUUCUACAGGAGUGGCGUACUCGUGAGAGUUCUUCUGUUGGUGGUGAACCUCCUGUGCCCGAACAAUCACCUCUACCGGAUGAUACUACCGCACUGGAAUUAGACGGAGGGCAGGAGGCCACUCCCGAGAACUUGUCAACCAAUGAGCCGAAAUCGCCUCCAGAGUUCGUGCCAGAUUUCAGUCCCCGAGAACAUGCGUUCCCGAACCACUCAUUACAAACCUCAACGUCUUCGACGACUUCAGGGGAUGUACUGAUACCCGGUAAAGGGAAGUCGAAAAUAUCGAGCAAUCGGUACCCUCCGUUGGCAGAUACCCGUAACGUUUAUUCGACCCGUACUUCAAGACGACCUCGAUAG
Molecule: messenger RNA, 3474 nt
Organism: Marasmius oreades (fairy-ring Marasmius)
Lineage: Eukaryota; Fungi; Basidiomycota; Agaricomycetes; Agaricales; Marasmiaceae
Exons: 7
Coding region: 1-3474 (1157 amino acids)
Biological process (GO): mitotic spindle assembly; microtubule-based movement
Cellular component (GO): nucleus; spindle microtubule
Molecular function (GO): ATP binding; plus-end-directed microtubule motor activity; microtubule binding
Source: RefSeq, a predicted model, not a curated record